AUUUCUUGUCUAGAUUCAACGAACAUGUUAUGCUGUAUCAGCGGACUUCUUACUCUGAGAUAACUAGUAGUUUGUGGCUUUCCCUUCGUCUUCAGUUGUUAGGAGCAUUGAUCAUCUCAUUUGUUGCCAUGAUGGCCGUUAUUGGUUCUCAGGGCAAUCUACCAAUUAGUUUUGGUACCCCAGGGCUGGUAGGUUUGGCCCUCUCAUAUGCAGCUCCAAUAGUUUCGUUGUUAGGAAGCUUUUUGACAAGUUUUACUGAAACAGAAAAAGAAAUGGUUUCCAUUGAAAGAGCUCUUCAGUAUAUGGAUGUGCCUCAAGAAAAUAUAUAUGGAUGCCAGUCUCUGGAUCCAAAUUGGCCUGUUCAAGGACAAGUUGAAUUUCAGAAUGUUACUAUGAGAUAUAUGCCGUCUUUACCCCCUGCACUGCGUAAUAUCGCCUUUACCAUUGAGGGAGGGACACAGGUUGGAAUUAUCGGGAGAACUGGUGCGGGAAAAUCUAGCAUAUUGAAUGCCCUUUUCCGCCUUAACCCAAUAUGUAAUGGAAAAAUUUUGGUGGAUGGCCUUAACAUAACUGAUGUUCCUGUUAGAGAUCUCCGUGCGCGGUUAGCUGUUGUUCCUCAAAGCCCUUUCUUAUUUGAAGGAUCACUAAGGGAUAAUCUAGAUCCACUUCGAAUGAGUGAUGACACAAAAAUAUGGAAUAUUUUGGACAAAUGCCAUGUCAAGGAAGAAGUAGAAGGAGCAGGAGGGCUGGAUAUUCACGUCAAGGAAUCUGGAGCUUCAUUUUCUGUUGGCCAAAGGCAACUUUUGUGCCUUGCCCGUGCUCUUAUCAAGUCUUCUAAGGUUCUCUGUCUUGACGAAUGUACAGCUAAUGUUGACACUCAAACAUCUUCAAUACUACAAAAUACAAUAUCUCGUCAAUGCAAAGGAAUGACAGUGAUCACAAUUGCACAUCGUAUUUCCACAGUCUUGAACAUGGACAAUAUUCUCAUUCUUGGGCAUGGAAUCUUGGGAUAUGUAGUCAUGGUGGAACUUAACCAAGAAAAGAGGAAAAAAAGAAAAAAAAAAAGGUUGCAAAAUACAGAUCAUGGAAACACGAGCCAUUCAUAUGAAAGAUAGAACUGCCAUCCUUCGCUAGCAGCCACCUGCCAUCAAUUUUGGACAUUAUUACGAUAUCAUUACCAAGCAUCACCGUUGAACCAUCUAAGAACAUUGUGAAGUGGUGUUGUCUUCAGAAAAUUAAAUAUAAAAACUUUUUAUUAUUGUAAAAUUCAGGGGUGACAUUUUGUAAUGGCUUUAUAUUUAUUAUUGACUUGGGUAAACAAGUGUAGAUUCUCAAUAGGAUUUAAAUUUAGAGAUUUUAUUUUGGAACGACUUUCAAUGAGGGAUACUCUGUGAGUGACGAUAAUUUUUUGUCUCAUGAAUCAAGAGAUGUACAAAGUUGUUUCAUGAACUGAUAAUGUUCUAAGUCCAAGUGGUAAUAAUUAAUUUUCGAAUAUUAUUCAGUGACUAUUGGAAUGUAGUAGAAAUUCUCAGGUAAGUAGGCCAAAAGUUACUAAGUAACAUUAUUUACUUGCUUAUAUAUUGCUUGAAUCUCUCACUAAUUGGUGUAACAAAGCCAUAGAGAGCCCAUAACCCUCAGAUCUUUGGGUUACAACUAGUUCCUAAUACCAUGGAGAAUAAUUUUAUAAGAGUCCCUUACCUUGAGUUCACUAUGAUUAACUUAUUCAUAUGUUUAUCGAGAGGAGAAGAGUGCAAUAAUUCAUCCGGUUGUUGGAGUUAUAAGGUCUUAGUCAUGGAUAACAAGACUACUAAAGUACCCAAGAACGAAGCUGUUGGAGUUAUAUGAUUUGAGUCAUGGAGUAGAUUUAGAUUGAUGUUUAUUGGAUUUAUAUGGUUUCAGCCAUGGAUAACAAGGCUACCAAAGAGCCCGAGCUUUGAGUAGUUUACGACAUUUGAAAAUAGUCUUUUACCUGGAGAAGAGUAGGAUAAAGUUGCUGUGAACAUAGGGGAGAUGGAGUGAUAGUGAUGAUGUACUCAGAACUUCAUAUCUCAAUUAAUAUCAUCUAUAAUCAUAAAUAAUUACAUUAAAUUUUAUUCUUAGCUAACUUUUUUCAAUCUUUAUUCCACCCCCAAAA
Molecule: messenger RNA, 2134 nt
Organism: Carica papaya (papaya)
Lineage: Eukaryota; Viridiplantae; Streptophyta; Magnoliopsida; Brassicales; Caricaceae
Source: RefSeq, a predicted model, not a curated record